Messenger RNA from Tripterygium wilfordii, 2728 nucleotides. RefSeq lists its product as uncharacterized. Bases 299 to 2557 code for a protein of 752 amino acids. The record is from RefSeq and is a predicted model, not a curated record. The transcript is spliced from 6 exons. Lineage: Eukaryota; Viridiplantae; Streptophyta; Magnoliopsida; Celastrales; Celastraceae.
CUCUAACAAAGACAAAACAGACACUUCAACUGAUCAAGAUCUCUCUCCUCCUCCCCCCUCUCACAAUAUAUAAUUACAUAACGGUCUCUUCAGAAUUUCUAGGCUCUUAAGCAACCUCAAAGGAUCAGUUCCAAAGCAGAACCAAGUCGCUGGCAUGUGAAAAGUCCAUUUACAAACCCAUGGAAGAAGAAUUCAACGCAUGAAUCACAGUUUCAUGGACCUUUUUGCUCUGUUUCUUGUUCUGGGUUUUGCUUAGAAUUGAAUAAAACAGAGUCGAUGGGUUAGAACGAUAGAAUCUAUGGAUACCCUAAACGGGUUUUCAACAACUACCCGUUUUGGGUCGGUGGGUAUGAGUCGUGUUUCUGGGUUUGUCUAUCAGCAGAUGUCUCUUUUUGCUUCUUCUGUCAGAGUCUCUGUCUAUGCCCUGUUCUUCGCUCUGUUCGGUCUCAUCAACAAAAUCAUGUACAGAUUUCAAGGUGAUGGCGGUUCCGGUAAGACGGAUUCAAGUCGCUUAGAAAUGGAUUCCAAAAUUGCUGAACAAGAAGCUGAAACAGAGGAGGCAAAACAAGAAAUUCUUGAACGAGAGAAUACAAAAGAGAGCGACGAAUUUCAGGAAAACGAGACACCCAAUUUCGUCUUUAAGUUUCAAUUUCCGUCAUAUGAGGAAUUCUGCAGAAAAAUCAAUACGGGGAAUGGUGAUUCUGUUGUAUCGGAUUUGGUGUCAGAAAAGCACAUGGAGGAAGAACAUGAAGUUGUCAGCGGUACUGUUAUGGAACCAAGUACUGAUUCCAACAUUGAUUCGUUAGGAGACGUGGAGAUUACUGGGAACAAUGGGUUCUUAUCUGAUAAGGAAUUUGUGCAAAAACAAGAAUCAGAAGAAGCCAUUCGAGAUGAUAUAAAAGAGAAUUCGGAAAAUACUGAAGAAUCUUUGACAGAGAAGCCAGAGGAGGCUACAAUGGUACAAAAUGAAUCUCUUUCUCUUCCAGGGCAGGAUGAUGCUACCUCUGUAGACGAAAAAUGUUCUAGUGAUGAAUUUAUAUCAGAAACUAAUCAGUUUCUAUUAGAGAAGGAUUUCAUUUCAUAUGAUUUCGACUCGGAUUCGCUAACUUCAAGCCAUGAUUUUACAAGCCAGUUCAUUGGUUCAAGCAGUGAUGGGUUCUUGUCUGAUACAGACUUUGAAGAAGCUUUUGAGCUUGAUGAGUUUCGUGGAGAAGAUAGAGAUGUAAUGGAAGAGCUCAACAUGCUAGAACAAGAGUCUUGUAUUGAAGAUAAAGCCAAAGGCAGUGUAGAUGAUUCAAAGGAAUCCUAUUCGCAGAAAUCAUCGGCUUGUGAUUCUGAGAAUUCAAAGGAGUCCGAUUCGCAGAAAUCAUCGGCUUAUGAUUCUGAGGAUUCAAAUGAUCUCGAAACGUUGUGGGAACACCAAGAUUUGAUAGAGCAGCUUAAAAUGGAGCUUAAAAAGGUAAGAGCUACUGGUCUUCCUACAAUACUUGAAGAAUCUGAGACUAGUCCAAAGAUAAUGGAAGAUUUGAAGCCGUGGAAGAUCGACGAAAAGAACAAUCCUGAAGAUACAAUGAGUGAGCUUCACAAAUUCUACAAAAGUUACCGGGAACGUAUGAGAAAGUACGACAUCUUGAAUUACCAGAAGAUGUAUGCACUAGGCUUACUUCAGUCAAAGGAUCCACUUCAAGCCAUGUCAAGCGAAAAACCAUCAGCACCAGCAAUGAAAUCACUUCUGUCGCAGAACUUCAAGAUAUGCAAGCCUAAAAAGUCUGAUAUUGAUCCAACAAUGACUUUCAUUAAAGAAUUGCAUGGUGAUUUGGAAGUGGUGUAUGUUGGACAGUUGUGUCUUUCAUGGGAAAUACUUCAUUGGCAGUACGAGAAGGCACUAGAGCUUUGGGAAUCUGAUCGACAUGGCUUACGCCAAUACAAUGAAGUUGCAGGUGAAUUUCAACAGUUUCAAGUGCUUAUGCAGAGAUUUAUAGAGAAUGAACCUUUUGAAGGACCAAGGAUACAGAAUUACGUCAAGAAGCGAUGUGUUUUUCGUAAUCUACUUCAAGUUCCAGUCAUAAGAGAGGAUACAAAGGAUAAGAAGAGAAGAAAUGGAAAAGAUAGCGAUGCAAUUACGGGUGACAUGCUAGUAGAGAUAAUGGAAGAAACUAUAAGAAUUUUUUGGCGGUUUGUUCGAGCUGAUAAAGAUGCACAUACUGUGAUUCAUAAACCGCGAAAGGGGAGUAAUCUAGUAGAACCACAAGACCCCGCAGAAUUAGAGCUUCUGUACGAGGUUCGACGAAGUCUUCAAAAGAAGGAGAAGAAGCUUAAAGAGAUUUUGAGGAGUGGAAACUGCAUACUGAGGAGAUUCCAAAAGCAAGAAGAAGACAGUUCAGAUCAUGUCCUUUACUUCUUCUCACAAGUGGAUAUGAAAUUAGUGUCGAGGGUUUUGAACAUGUCGAAGAUUACGCCAGAUCAACUUCUCUGGUGUUGCAGUAAAUUAAACAAGAUCAGUUUUGUUAGCCGGAAAAUGCAUGUAGAACCAUCAUUUUUGCUAUUCCCAGUUUGAUAAUGUAAAGCUUUAGUCUUUCUCUAUUGUUUAUCUAGGAAAAUUUUGGAAUGUCUUCCCCCUUCUUGCGCUGCUUCGAUGUGCUUGAUUUCGAUUUAGAAAUCAUUGUAGUGUAGUUACAUAUGAAUUGACAGCAGCAAGUUGAAUAUACUGUCUCAACAUUUCACUGAC